AUGGCAACGAUACCGAACGGAGAUCUGAACAAUACCUCGGCCGAACGUGCACGAACUGAACUCGACAUCGAUCCCGCGUAUCAAGGUCGCUCAUUGGCGAUACCACCUUCUGAAGACGAUGUGGAAAUUCGAAAGGCUUACCGGCCAUUCAUACUUGAGGGGAAAGAUGCCGAGGACGAUUGGGUGGCUCAAUUAGAACUCAGCACUGCACUGAAGAUGGUGGACACACAAUUGCUCCAACGCGGAGAUGAGAGGCUUAAGGUGGUAGUCCUGCACGGAAGCAUGCGAUCAAGAUCUUACUCGCGCUUGCUGUCGUACGAGGCGAGUCGAAUACUUUUCCGCCUUGGCUGCGACGUUCGCAUGUACGACCCCACUGGCCUGCCUGUCAAGGACGAUGUACAACACACACAUCCCAAAGUGCAAGAGUUACGCGAACUGAGUAAGUGGAGCGAUGGGCAUAUAUGGAUAUGUCCUGAGCAGCAUGGGACUCUCACGGCCGUUUUCAAGAACCAGAUCGACUGGAUACCACUGUCAACCGGCUCUGUUCGUCCGACCCAGGGCCGUACCCUCGGAAUCGCACAAGUGAACGGCGGUUCGCAGUCCUUCAACACGGUCAACGCCCUGCGAAUACUUGGUCGAUGGAUGCGCAUGUUCGUCAUACCGAACCAGAGCUCCAUACCCAUGGCAUAUAAGCAGUUCACAGAGGAGGAUGCCGGCAGCAGGCUGAUGCCCAGCGGAAACAGGGAUCGACUUGUCGACUGCAUGGAGGAGUUCGUCAAAUACACCAUUGUGAUGCGCCCUCAUUUCGAUCUCUUCGGCGACAGGUUCAGUGAGAGAGAAGAGAAGCGGGCGAAACAAGCGAAGGAAGCUAAUAAGCCAGCCCCAGACACGCAGCAUGCGGCCUUGUCAACCAAUGCGGGGCCUUCGAAUUAA
Molecule: messenger RNA, 933 nt
Organism: Alternaria ethzedia
Lineage: Eukaryota; Fungi; Ascomycota; Dothideomycetes; Pleosporales; Pleosporaceae
Exons: 3
Coding region: 1-933 (310 amino acids)
Molecular function (GO): oxidoreductase activity
Source: RefSeq, a predicted model, not a curated record